Molecule: messenger RNA, 1548 nt
Organism: Dacryopinax primogenitus
Lineage: Eukaryota; Fungi; Basidiomycota; Dacrymycetes; Dacrymycetales; Dacrymycetaceae
Exons: 10
Coding region: 80-1258 (392 amino acids)
Source: RefSeq, a predicted model, not a curated record
GUCCUCCUCCUCCUCCUCCUCCUCCUCCUCUGCCCACCAUCCAUUCUUCAACACCCGGCGUACGCCUACCUACCCAACAAUGAUUCCUAUCGCUAGACUUGGUCUGCUUCGUGCUGGCCCAGCUCUGCGCAGGGUCACUCCGACCGUAGGCAUGCGAGUCGCACGCAUCACCCCUCCUGCAGUGCUCUCGUACCAGCUUAGCUUCGCUCGCCACUUUGCAGACAGCAAAGGACCCGCCAAGCCCGUCUCAGACGCUCGCCCCGCAGAGGAACUACUGCCCGCUAUGAGCAGCGCAAGAAAGGAGGCUCGCGCUGUGGCAAGUGACAUCGCUCGCACCAUCGCCGGUGGUGACCCUGCAUCUGUGAGCCGCGAAACACAUGCCUCAAGCAUCUCAGGUGGAGAGGAGGAGAUGAUCGAAGACUUUGCAUCCAUUACCAGGAACAUCGCCGCAGAGGUCCCGAAGCCGGUGCUGUAUACUGGUCUCAUUGGUGCUGCCCCCUACAUCGGUACAGCUGCGGCAACGCUCUACUACGCUCGUCAAGCCGGGUUGGCUUUCUCUGGUGCUCUUGAAGGCGUCACCGUCUCACCGGAAACUGCAAUGGCGAUCCUGAACGGGUGUGCCCACCUCCAAGUAACCUACGGCGCCGUCUUGCUCUCCUUCCUUGGUGCCCUCCAUUGGGGCAUGGAGAUUGCGCAAUACGGCGGCGAGAAAGGCUACAAGCGUUUGCUUCUCGGUGUGGCUCCAGUCGCAUUCGGCUGGAGCACGCUUGCGUUUGAGCCUACCUUUGCCCUCGCACUCCAAUGGUUCGGUUUCACCGCGAUGUGGUAUGCAGACCUCCAGGCGACCAACGCCGGUUGGACACCAAGGUGGUUCAGCCAGUACCGAUUCUACCUGUCCAUCCUCAUCGGUGUUUGCAUGAUCUCCACCCUCGUCGGUAUGAACUUCUUCGGCGCUUGGACCGGAUCCUCCCCUCGCUCGCACAAGGUCGAGGAGAUAGCUGAGCGCCAGCGCGGCACGCCCGGACGCAUUGAGGGCAGUUACCAGGGUGAGGUCGAGGCCAUUGAUGGCGAGACCGUUGCUUCGGAGCACUACGUGAUCAUCAAGUCUGUGGGCGAGGAGGCAGAGACAGAGGAGGAGAGCAGCGAGGAAGGCGGUGAGGAGAAGACCGACGAGACCCACGAGAGGCAGGUCGAGAAGGAUGUUCAUCAGGCCGAGACAAGCCCUGAAGGGCAGAAGGAGGACAUCAAGUCUUCCUAAACGUUCGUACUGGUACCUUUCUUUGGAGGCGCGGAGGAGGAAGCGGCAGAAAGGCACCCGAGUCACGCACCCGUGCGUGGCGCACUGGUGAUACGCAAGACGAAAAGGAAAUUCGAGUGAUUCCCCAAACUACCACUGGCUCCUCCUGCAUCCAUUUUUUUGCUGAAGAAAAGCUUACGACGUACAUAAAAGAAGAACGGCUUUGCCUGAUUCAUGAGGAAGAGCUUGUUUGUAAUUCCAUUCCUUUUUUUUUCCCAAUCCGCUGGAUGUGUUGUACGACUGCAAAGUGG